Messenger RNA from Plodia interpunctella (Indianmeal moth), 524 nucleotides. It is a transcript of the gene ND-13A, whose product is annotated as NADH dehydrogenase (ubiquinone) 13 kDa A subunit. The record is from RefSeq and is a predicted model, not a curated record. Bases 82 to 435 code for a protein of 117 amino acids. The transcript has 3 exons. Gene Ontology annotation, biological process: mitochondrial electron transport, NADH to ubiquinone. Lineage: Eukaryota; Metazoa; Arthropoda; Insecta; Lepidoptera; Pyralidae.
CAGUCUGUCACUGUCACUGACAUUUAUUCAGAGACAACCCACCUUUGGUAUAAAUUUCCAAAAAAAAAUAAAUUAAUAAAAAUGAACAACCUAAUAAAUCGAUUUACUUCAUUGUCGAAAACAACACGAAAUAUCGUCUUUAUCCGAAAAUUGUCCAACAAUACAGAAGACGUAAUUACCCACACGGGCCAGAAAUGGGACUCUGAUGAUUACAGACUAGUCAGAUUCGCAAACGCCCCAAAACAAGUUAAUCCUAAUUGGGCUGUAGACUUGAUUGCCGAGGUGCCCCCAACACAAGUUACUGAAAGAGUAGUGUGGUGUGAUGGGGGCAGCGGGCCCGAAGGGCAUCCCAAAGUUUAUAUAAAUUUGGAUAAGCCAGGUGUUCAGUCAUGUGGAUAUUGUGGUUUGAGAUUUGAAAAAAAAGAUCAUCAUUAACUCUCCAAGAAUCUAUAAUUAAAAUAUUUCUUAGCAGGUAGUGGGAAAUGGACUGUAAAAUCUGUUAAAUAAAAAAGUUAAAACAUUUA